AUGGUUGCAUUGCAUGCGGCAGCUGACCAGCAGUUCAAAUUUGAUAGGGUUCAAUCACACGCCAUGCUUCGCGUUGCUGUGAUAUUGAUUUGUCCGUGGCUUGCCUCGACCCAGUCCGCCCAGUCUGCUUGCUCCGCUGGCUUGGGGUUGCUACAGAAAUCCCCGCGCCAAAAGAUACUUCAGCUACCAGGCACCCAAUAUGAUUGGUCUCCCGUGGAUGGUGGUGAUGGAAGGGCUUGCAGAGGAGGAAGCGCUUCUGACAACUCGGCCUCCUACUACCGCGUGGUUUCUGGCAUUCAAACAUUGAAUGACUGCCAAGCCGAGUGCAUGAACGACGCGGAGUGCGGAGGUGUCGAAUUCAGCCCUGGGCGCUGUGAAGUUUGGACGAGGGCAGGUGGCAUUGAGGCCACCGUGGCCUUGGACAACUUCCAAUGCUGGAGCUACAAGCCCUCGCUUUACCUUCCAGUCGAUGGCGGCAUCGGCCGCCAGUGCAGAGGCAUCCUCGAGGACGAGGCGAGCUACUUCCUGCAGCCAGGUGUGCAGGCGUUGCCAGCCUGCAAAGGUCUGUGCGAGGCGGAGCCGGCUUGCAAGGGCAUUGAGUAUGCUGUUGAAAGUGAGCAGUGCAAAGUUUGGACCGAAGGCAUUGGCGCGUCGAUUCCUGCGGAGGGCCACGAGUGCUACCGCCUGGAGUUUGUUUAUGUCAACUCCUCCGAGCCGUUGAGCGCCUGCCGGGGCGCACAUGCCAACGACAACAGCGCAAGCUACUUCUCCGUGGUCAACGUGUUAGGCCUGGAGGAGUGCAAGCAGAGUUGCAGGGAGGAGCCUGCCUGUCAAGGCAUUGAGUACUCCUCAGCCCGGUGCGAGGUGUGGACUAGGCCAGGGGGCAUUGAAGCGGUCAAGCCGCUGGCUGGGACCAUGUGCCUGAAGUAUGCUGGGACAACUCUGACGACCACGACUGCAACCCAGGCAACCUCAGCGCCUGUGACCACGACAAGUGCCACAUCAGCCCCUGUGACCACGACAAGUACCACAUCAGCGCCUGUGACCACGACAAGUACCCCAGGAACUACGUCAGUCUCCCGCAAUUGUAGAGGUGCAUACGAGCAGUGUGGCGGCAAGUCAUGGAAUGGCGAGACUUGCUGCAUCUAUGGAUGGGAAUGCGUGUUUGACAACGACUUUUAUUCCCAGUGCAAGCCUAGCAGCCAGCCCACAACCACCAAGCCACUCAACUGUGACGCACCAGGCACGCCCAUUUCCAAGCUGUAUCAACAGUGCGGAGGUGUCUCUUGGAGUGGGGCCAAGUGUUGUGAAGAUGGGACCGUGUGCGUCUAUGACAACGACUACUACUCAAGCUGCCGGAAGAACACUGUCACCACAACUGGUCUGUCGUCCACCGAGACCCAAACCACCCAGGGAAGCAGCAGCAGCACCAGCAACAGCGCCACCACCAGCACCACCACCACCACCACCACCACGACGGCCACAACCACCACAACCACGACGGCCAUCGUUGUCACAACUACCGCAACAACAAGCGGGUCAACCGCUGCGAGCACCACAACCACCGCAAACACCGCCACGGGCAGCACAACAGCCGCUACCACGAGCAGCGCUGCCAGCACUUCAUUGAGCACAGCGACAACCACGACGACCGAGUCUGUGGAGUGCAGAAAGCGGUACGCGCAGUGUGGCGGUAAAACAUACACUGGCGCGACAUGCUGCGAGGACGGCUGGUACUGCAUCUAUGGCGGGCCUUACUACUCCCAGUGCAAGACAACAACCACAACUACGUCUUUCACGUCCGCUUCGGCAGAGAAAAGGGCGGAUGCGCAUUUUCUGCUGCAGGCGACAUUCGGCCCUACACGCGCGACUUUGCAGGAGAUUUCGGGCAAGAGUUACAAUGUCUGGAUGCAGGAGCAAAUGGCAGUGCAGCCAAGCUUGCACCGCGUUUUCUACCGAGAGCGCGUGCAGCCUGAGGCAAGCUCUGGAAAGCAGGUUUUGGUGGAGAACACGGUUGAAGAGCCGGCCUCGGCGCAGACUUGGAGCGGUGGCGCCUGCCCUUCGGUGGCUCGGAGCUUCCAAAACGAGGAAGGCUGUCAGCUCCUCCCUGGCUGUGCUCCGUUGCAGCUGCGCAGCGUGUCCUUGCAGCUGAACACCACGGUUUUGGAGCGAUUCUAUGCGGCGGAGCAGCGCUACGUCUUUGCUUUGGUGGAUCUCAUCCCCACCUCUCCGCCUUGCGGGGAGGCUUCCCGCUGGAAACUCCUGGAUUGUAGCGCGGGCUGUGCAGCCUCAAACCUGGAGUCUGGCGACGCCGCCAGCAUCGCCGCCGCACUCCAGGCAGAAGCUUCGCAGGGUUGGCUCCGCACCGUGGUAGCGACCUGCACUUCCAUGACACCCGGGAUUGUGGUGCAGGUGGGUGAUGAGUACUUUCAACAUGUGCACUCGAGUGAGUACAACGUCUAUGACUUUACUGACUGGGUAGCACAACAUCCGGGGGGCGCUGACAAAAUCCAGCAAUGGACUUCUAAAGGCUACAUCCUGAAGUAUCCAGCCUCCCAUCCCAUGGGACGAUUCGACUCGACGCUGGCCAGAACCUACAUUUGGCCGAACUUUGUGGGGGUAUUCAAUGACAUCGUGGACAUCAGGAGCCUGCCGCAGAGCCUGCAAACGGUCCGCGUGGGGAGAGCCUUUGGGGCCCUUGACAGCUUCGGCACCUUUGCCGAGAUCUGUGGCUCGCCGGGGGAAGUGCCCAACAAGGCGCAGCACCUCUACCCUUUCCACCUGAAGGACGAGGCCUUGGAUUUGAGUUUCGACGUGGCCUACGACUCGGAGAACGUGGCGCUGAGCAAGGCCUCGGUGUGGAGCCAGCUGGCGCUCCAAGCCCCGGACCAGCUGCGCCAGCGCAUGGCCUGGGCCCUGGCGCAGAUCUUCGUGGUGGCCCCGGACGCCGCCACGGAGAACCACACGGAGAUGUUUGUCCACUUCUAUGACAUUUUUGUGCGGCACGCCUUUGGCAACUAUCGAGACAUCUUGCGAGAGGUUACAUACAGCCCCGUCAUGGGCGACUAUUUGACCUACAAGCGGAACCGGGCAUUUGAUAGUGAUGGCGUCUACCCAGAUGAGAACUACGCUCGGGAAAUCAUGCAGUUGUUUUCGAUCGGGCUUUGGAAGUUGAACCCGGACGGCUCCAGAAUGGAAACCGAGGGCAACACUGUGCCAACGUAUUCGAACACAGACAUUAUGAACUUUGCCCGCGUUUUCACGGGCUUUGACGAGCAAGCUGAGCGUUCAAACAUUGAGCACACCGAGGGCAAAAGCAAUGUGAUUGACCCCAUGCGCAUGAGGGCUGAAUGGCACGAUGUUUAUCCCAAACCAAAGCUGGAUGGCGGAUACUUGGGCGAUGGUUAUCCGCUUUGUGCGGAUGUGAAGAACUUCUUGAGUCAAGGUGCCAAGUUCCGCUUCAUUGGCCAUUCGCAGUCUGACACCGAUUUCCUGGUCCUGUCAGCUGAGUCACCGCUGUACCAGCGGCUUUGUGGCGGGGAGGUGUGCAGCCAUCAGCUGGUCGUGGAGCUUGACGAGACGCUGCCGUGCUUUGGCAACGAAUGCUCCGCUGGCUUCACGCGCACGCUGCUAGUGGGCGACGGCUUUUAUGAGUUCUUGUAUCCUGCUUGCGUGUCUUUGUUCUUCCCAGCAGACGUGGAUGUGGUCAUUUACCCUGACGGAACGCUAAGCUCAGCCCUGGACUCCAAGACAAAGCAGAACAGGUUCGUAGGCAACUGGCUCUCCAGCGUCCCUGCGCAGGGGGGAUGCCCCGCUGCCUGCUCCCCCUACGAAACGGGGUGCACUUGCCCCGCAGAGUUGGGCAUGGAGGGCAGCAUGCACGUGGUCCAUGCGGGCGGCUUCACUUUUCAGAACCCCCCGGUCUUUAUGGAGAGGGCGAAGCCUACUGCUCGGGAUGCUUUGUUCGAGGUGGAGGCGUUGCUGGAUCACUUGACACAGCAUCCAAACACCCCGACGUUUAUCGCUUUCCGCAUCAUCCAGCGUUUUGUGACCUCCAACCCCACCGCGGACUACGUCACUGCUGUCAGCGAGGCCUUCAAGUCCGGAGCGUAUGCUGGGGUGACCUAUGGGACCUAUGGGGAUUUGAAGGCGACCCUGAUGGCGGUCCUGCUUCACCCAGAAGCCCGCUCACAGACCAGCUCCAGCAAUGGGGCAUUGCGAGAGCCGUUCUUGAAGGUGAUCCACCUGAUGCGAUCGAUGGAGUACAAGGAUAACAGUGCGAGGCCGGUAUUUCUGCGAAAUCUCAUUGACACCAUUGGCCAAUUUCCCUAUGCCUCACCCACGGUCUUCAACUUCUACCUUCCGGAGUUUCGGCCGGAUGGCUUCCCAGACGGACUCGUUGCUCCGGAGUUCCAGAUCUACACGCCGCCCAACGCGCUGGCCUUCGCCAAUGGCAUGUGCUCCCUCAUCGAUGCUGGGCUGUCGGACUGCAAUCAGGGCUUUGGGGUCGAAGUGUCUGGCUGCUCCUCGGGCAGCUUCGAUUUCACGCAGGCGGGCAGCACGAUGAGCGAGGCGCUGGUGGAGUUGGACCUGUUGCUGACCGGGGGGCGUCUGGAGCACAAGGGGGCCGUGCAGGCCGCUUACCAGCGGGAUGGCUGGAAGGACGCACAGAAGCUCAUGGUGCUGACGCCUGAGUUCAACACCUUGGGCCAUCCUAUGCGAGGCGGUGUAAGGCCACCGGCGCCACCUACAAGCACAGGAGCCGCGUCCAGCUACAAGGCAGUGGUCAUGCUCUUUUUGAAGGGCGGAAUGGAUAGUUUUCAGAUGCUGGUGCCCCUGGACUGCCCGCUCUAUGACGAGUACGCCACGGUCCGCCGCAGCAUCACGCUGCUGCCGGAUGAGGUUCACCGAAUCCAGGCCACCGGCCAGGCCUGUGGUGACUUUGGGAUCCAUCCGCGCCUGCCUUUCCUGAAGCAGCUCUAUGACCAGCAAAAGGUGGCUUUCAUCAACGACGUGGGUUCGUUGGUGGAGCCCUUGACUCCGGACAUGAUUGGCACGGGCUUUCACGCGCAGGGUGGAUCUGGCAAGAGGUGCCAAGGCCUCUUCAGCCACGCAGAUCAGCAGCGGGCCGCUGAGACCCUGACGUGCCAGUACGCCACGGCAGAGUUCAAAGGCGCUGGUGGCCGGAUGGCCGACGCGGUGGCUGCAGGAGACUACAACACUCAGUCUUUCUCCUUGAAGGGUCAAGCCACCUGGCCUCAAGGCUUUGACAUCUCAGGCGACGUCCUUGGUCAAAGUUCGGGCACCUCCGCAUUCCCAGAGUAUGAGCGAUUUCAAGACAUCAUUGACAACAUGACCGGGACACUUCACGGAAACGUCUACAGUGACCAGUACGCGAAGACCCUGCGGCAGUCCAUCAGCUUCAACUUGGGCCUGGAGAAGCAGCUGGCCAACGCCAAGUUGGAGACGAGCUACGAGAUCAACGGCUACCAGCCCCUGCAUUCGCAGCUGAAACAAGCGGCCACCUUGAUCUCCGCACGUGUGGACCGCCAAGCCGAGCGGGAUUUCUUUUUUGUGGAGGAUGGCGGUUGGGAUGCACACAGCGGUGUGCAGGAAAGUCUCUACACGAAGUUUGGACAGGUGAAUAGCGCUCUUGAGCAGUUUGUUACCGAGUUGGAGGCGCAAGGCAUGUUUGAUGAUGUGGUCAUAGUGACGCACACGGACUUCGCCCGAACGUUGACGCCCAACAGCAAUGCCGGCACUGACCACGGGUGGUCGGGCAUUAAUAUGAUCCUUUCCGGGGCAGUCAAGGGAGGUAUUUACAACGACUAUCCGCGCAUGGCAGAGGGCUCUGAGAUGGAUGCUGGCCGUGGCCGCCUUAUUCCCAGGUACCCCCUGGAAGGCAUGAUGAUGCCUGUGGCAGAGUGGAUGGGCAUGCAGCCAGCGCAGGCCAACCAGGUCUUCCCCAACCUUGGCAACUUCAACUCGUCACACAUACUGACAAAAGAGACGCUCUUCGGACCUUAG
This is a messenger RNA of Effrenium voratum, 6027 nucleotides long. Lineage: Eukaryota; Dinophyceae; Suessiales; Symbiodiniaceae. The record is from the annotation of a GenBank genome assembly.